Hippocampus zosterae (dwarf seahorse) is the source of this 2896-nucleotide messenger RNA. RefSeq names its product GDNF family receptor alpha 4a (gene gfra4a). Bases 298 to 1641 code for a protein of 447 amino acids. The record is from RefSeq and is a predicted model, not a curated record. Lineage: Eukaryota; Metazoa; Chordata; Actinopteri; Syngnathiformes; Syngnathidae. Gene Ontology annotation, cellular component: external side of plasma membrane; signaling receptor complex. The transcript is spliced from 8 exons. Gene Ontology annotation, molecular function: signaling receptor activity. Gene Ontology annotation, biological process: nervous system development.
GGCGGGCAGACGGACACUUUCCACGGAUGCUGAGGAAAGACGAACGAGCGCGGAAGGCCAAAGCGCGCACGCCGGGCGGGCUCCUUCGAAUUCUUUCUUUUGGGGGCUUUUUUUGUUUUUUGGGGGCCGCUUUGUCCAAAGUUAGUUGAAAUCGCCCAGCAUGUUCUUCACCUCCUCCGCGGCCGGCGCCCCGCUCCUCCUCCUCCUCCACCUCUUCCUCCUCCCGCCGCUGUUGCGCUUGUGUGGAUUUACCUCCGCCGCUGGCUUUUAGCUUGACGCCGUUCCGCGCAGACCACCAUGGACCACCUCCUCCUCUUUCUCGGACCCCUGCAGCUCCUCCUCCUCCUCGCCCUACUCGGAGCGGCGGGCGCGUGGCCGGCCGAGGACUCCGAGCGCCGAGACUGCCUGAGCGCGGGCGACGCCUGUUCCGGGGACGACGGCUGCAGCCCGCGCCUGCGCACCCUGCGGCAGUGCGUGGCCGGAGACGGCAGCGUCAAGCUGGGCCCCGGCGCCCGCAACCAGUGCGAGAACGCCGUGGCGGCCCUCGUGUCCACGCCGCUGCGCGGCUGCCGCUGCAAGCGAGGCAUGAAGAAGGAGAAGAACUGCCUCAGCAUCUACUGGAGCCUGCAGCAGGCCUCCCUGCACGGCCCGAAACUGGUGGAGGACUUCCCGUACGAGCCCGAGGAAAGGGACUCCGACUAUGUUCGCUUGGCCUCCAUCGCCGCCGAAUCUGAAGUGACGACGGUCAACCGCUGCCUGGACGCCGCCAAGGCCUGCAACAUCGACGAGACGUGCCAGAAGCUGCGCACCGAAUACGUGUCGUCCUGCAUCCAGCCGUCGGCCCGCUCGGGCCCGUGCAACCGGCCCAAGUGCAACAAGGCGCUGCGCAAGUUCUUUGACCGCGUGCCGCCCGACUACACGCACGAGCUGCUCUUCUGCCCGUGCGGCGACACGGCGUGCGCCGAGCGCCGUCGCCAGACCGUGGUGCCCGCGUGCUCCUACGAGGACAAGGACAAGCCCGGAUGCCUGGCCCAGCUCAGGGUCUGCAAAGCCGACUACGUCUGCAGGUCCCGCUGGGCCCAGUUCCAGUACGACUGCCAGCCGUGGCAUCAGAGCUCCAGCGGCUGCAAGCAGGACAACCACGCGGCGUGUCUGCUAGCAUACACCGGCCUCAUUGGCAGCACAAUUACGCCCAACUACCUGGACAACAGCACCUCCAACGUGGGACCCUGGUGCUCCUGCACUACCGGCGGACACCAGCGGGAGCAGUGCGCCGACUUCCUGGCCUCCUUCCACGACAACGUCUGCCUGAAGAAGGCCAUGCUGGCUUUCGGCAACAGCUCCGACCUGAAAACGGGCGGCGCGGCCCCGAGCCCACCCGCCGACGACGACGGGGCCGACGCUCCCCGGGCCACCGGCGUGCCGGACGUCUCCGUGGAAACGGCGCAGGACAUCCUGAGAGCUCAGAUUCCCACUCAGGUCAACAAUGGCAACGAGCGCCUUUGGGGCGACUCGACGCUGGCGUCGCCCGACCUGUCGGAGGGCAACGGCGCCGUGACGCCCGCUCGGCCUCCCCUGCCUGCGCUCCCGUUGGCCUUCUGCUGGCUCCUGAUGACGCCGCUUCUCCUCCGCUGCCACUAGGGGGGUGGGGGGGCAGGGGUGACUUUUUCCCGCACCCCAACAUUUCCCACUUGACCACGUGGAGGACGGUUGACGGAAGAAAACGCUUCACGGAUACGGAUUACAAAUUAUUUUUGCUGUUGUCGUCGUGGAAAGAGGAUUGAUGGCGGUUUCGCGCCCGUCGCUAAGCGCAAGUCGCUAACCGCACACAUUUGUGUUGUCGUUAUUGUCGUGUUGCGGCCACAAAAAAAAAAAACACCCCAAAAAAUGUUUUCGUGAACACUUUUUAAUGGAUGGGGAAAAAAAAAAAAAGACAAGCGUUUGUGUUUGUGUGGAUGCUAUGCAUAAUUUUUUGGUGUGUUCUUGCCGUACUCCCUCACAAUGUAACCCAAACAAACGCCACUUUUUAAAGAGCCUUUCGUCUUGGGCACAACGGCGCUGAAGGUCGCAAAGGGGGAAACUUUCCAUGGGAAUUUAACGAGAAUUGACAAAAUUGAAAAUCCCAAUGCAGACAGAUUUCAUGCAAAUUUUUCCAAGUUUUCACCUGUUUUUUUUUCCUCCCUUUCUUUUGCUCUGUGUUGCAAAGCACAAUUUAAGCUAGCCGUGAGCUUAGGCUGGCAACCGCUACUGAAAUCUAAAGAAAUAAAUGGAGCAAUGAAGGUACUGUGAUGCCCUCGCAUGUGGGCAAGGAAAGCGAUCCGUUUUGCAUGAACAAUGUUUCUAUUUACGGUAUGCCCGAAGAUGAGCUCUUUUCCAUAAAAUCGCCCCCAAUUCUGACUUAAUUCCCAUUGAAAAUUUCCAUUAGGAAGCGUUCAAAAAUCCCCCCCAGCCCCAUCAGAAAUUCACAUGGACACUUGACAGAAAUUCACGAGACCUUUUUCAACGGCACUGCUGCUUUCCCGGAGCACACACACAAAAAAAAAAGCCACCAGAGCCAUUUUGGGGAAGUGGUUUAAGCUCCAAGAAGAGCCAAAAGGCGCUCAUUAGCUUGUUGGCUAGUUAGCGUCACCAAAAUGGCCGCACGAAAGCGGCAAUGGAGAGACUUUUUUCUGUUUGGAAGGGUUUCGAGAGUUUUGUCACCGGAUGGCGUUUUUGUUUUUGGAACAUUCAAACUUUGCCGCCGGUUUUGAAAGAAGAGGAGACUUGGGUUGCCGUGACAACCGGGGGGGGACGAUUGACAGCCCGAGUCAAGAAAUGGAAAGACUCUCACUUGCUCUCGUUCGCUCUUCUCGUGUUGUUCGACACUUUCACUCAAUUAAAAAAUCAAAACGUCCAA